Limulus polyphemus (Atlantic horseshoe crab) is the source of this 532-nucleotide messenger RNA. Its product is annotated as crustacean hyperglycemic hormone-like. NCBI's taxonomy places the organism in Eukaryota, Metazoa, Arthropoda, Merostomata, Xiphosura, Limulidae. The transcript has 3 exons. Gene Ontology annotation, cellular component: extracellular region. Gene Ontology annotation, molecular function: neuropeptide hormone activity. The record is from RefSeq and is a predicted model, not a curated record. Bases 100 to 429 code for a protein of 109 amino acids. Gene Ontology annotation, biological process: circadian rhythm.
CUCGUGAUUCCAGAACUUUCGUCACCCCAAGGUUGUUGUCACGCGACUUUCUUAUUCACGUGGGUUGCCAACUUACGAAAAACAGUAAAACCCAAGAGGAUGACGCUAAAACAAAAUUACUACCUCGUCGCUUAUGCCACUCUGGCAAUAUUGAUGUUGCUCCUAGCAACAGUAACCGAAACCAAAUCUAUUCAAAAACGAAGUUUUGCUCAGCUGGGAUGUAUGGGAAAUUUUGACAAAGCCAUUUUCGCCCGGUUGGUACGUACCUGUGAGGAGUGUUACAAUGUUUACCGAGAUCCCUUCAUACAUCAGGAAUGCAGGUCUAACUGCUUCAAGAACAGUAUGUUUAACGAUUGUUUGAAGGUUUUGCUCAUGCAAUCUGAGAAGGAGAAUAUGAUCAAGAUGGUUGACGUUUUGUAUGGGAAGUGAACACCAAGGCUAAUUGUUUCCCUGAUGUUCUAACCGAACUCAGUCAUUUACCGUAAGAAGUUUACUCGAUAUAGAGGAAUUAUAGAUGUAAUGCACGUUUUAC